Messenger RNA from Lottia gigantea (owl limpet), 1517 nucleotides. RefSeq lists its product as hypothetical. The transcript has 12 exons. Gene Ontology annotation, cellular component: cytosol; cytoplasm; phenylalanine-tRNA ligase complex. Bases 1 to 1491 code for a protein of 496 amino acids. Gene Ontology annotation, biological process: phenylalanyl-tRNA aminoacylation. Gene Ontology annotation, molecular function: ATP binding; tRNA binding; phenylalanine-tRNA ligase activity. The record is from RefSeq and is a predicted model, not a curated record. NCBI's taxonomy places the organism in Eukaryota, Metazoa, Mollusca, Gastropoda, Lottiidae.
AUGGCUGACUUCAGUGAACUCGUGUUGAAAAAUGUAAAUGAAAAGGGUGAAAUCGACACGCAAGACCUUGCCAAGCUUGAAAAUAUUGAUCACCAGAAGCUGGUCGGUGCUGUCAAGAGUUUACAAUCUCUUGGAAACAUCAUUAAAGUAGACCAGAAACAAUCAAAAAGAUUGAAAUUAACAGAGGAAGGUAUAUCGGUGGCUGAAAAAGGUAGUCAUGAAGCAUGUGUUUAUAAUAGUAUACCAGCUGAAGGUAUUCGUCAGGCAGAUAUCAUGAAAACUGUACCAAAUGCUAAAGUGGGAUUUAGUAAGGCCAUGUCUGCUGGCUGGAUUCAAGUUGAUAAAAAGGCUGAAGGUGGUCCUAAAGUAUUUAAAAAGGUGGACUCUAUAGAAGAUAAGGUAGAGAAAUGUAUGAAGGAAAUACAGAGUUUAAAAUUAGAUAAUAUUACUGACGCACAAAUAGCUGAAUUUAAAAAGAGAAAAUUAAUUAGUGAGGAGAAAGUAACAAGUUAUAUUGUUAGUAAAGGUGAUGAUUUUACAUUAAAUGUCUCGAAACCAGAAGUUGAUCUGACAGCAGAAAUGAUAGCAAGUGGUUCAUGGAAAACAAAAACAUUCAAACCAUAUAAUUUCGAAGCUCUGGGCGUUCCUCCACAAAGUGGUUAUCUACACCCUUUACUGAAAGUUAGAACACAAUUCAGACAGAUAUUUUUAGAGAUGGGUUUCACUGAAAUGCCAACCAACAAUUUCAUUGAAAGUAGUUUCUGGAACUUCGAUGCUCUGUUCCAACCACAGAAACAUCCUGCAAGAGAUGCUCAUGACACCUUCUUUGUAUCAGAUCCUAAAUCAGCAUCAGGUUUUCCUAUGGAAUAUUUAGAACGAGUAAAGAAAGUACAUUCUGAAGGGGGUUAUGGUUCUCAAGGUUAUAAAUGUGAAUGGAAUAUAGAGGAGGCAGAGAAAAAUAUAUUAAGAACACAUACAACAGCUGUUAGUGCUAGAAUGUUAUAUAAAUUAGCACAACAGAAACCUUUCAAGCCUGCUAAAUAUUUUGCUAUAGAUAGAGUAUUCAGAAAUGAAACAUUAGAUUCAACACAUUUAGCAGAGUUUCAUCAAAUAGAAGGUCUUGUUGCUGAUAGAAAUUUAACUCUGGGAGAUUUAAUGGGAACAAUAAAUGAAUUCUUUCAAAAACUAGGUAUGACCAAGUUACGUUUUAAACCAGCUUAUAAUCCUUAUACAGAACCUAGUAUGGAAAUAUUCUCCUAUCAUGAAGGUCUACAGAAAUGGGUAGAGAUAGGUAACUCUGGUGUAUUUAGACCAGAAAUGUUAUUACCAAUGGGAUUACCUGAAGAUGUAUCAGUCAUAGCCUGGGGUCUCUCCACUGAAAGACCUACUAUGAUAAAAUAUAAAUAUAACAAUAUAAGAGAUUUAGUGGGACCUAAAGUUGAUCUUCAAAUGGUUUAUGAUAAUCCUAUAUGUAGACUUGAUAAACAUUAAUUUAUAAAUAAACUAUGUCAUUCUUU